Messenger RNA from Penicillium coprophilum, 966 nucleotides. Its product is annotated as IMPACT family protein. NCBI's taxonomy places the organism in Eukaryota, Fungi, Ascomycota, Eurotiomycetes, Eurotiales, Aspergillaceae. The transcript has a single exon. Gene Ontology annotation, biological process: regulation of translational initiation. Gene Ontology annotation, cellular component: cytoplasm. Gene Ontology annotation, molecular function: protein binding. The record is from RefSeq and is a predicted model, not a curated record. The coding region runs from base 1 to 966 and encodes 321 amino acids.
AUGCCUCUAAUUCCCGAAAACCAAGACCUUGCCGAAGAAAUUGAAGCCGUAAACGCCAUCUAUGAGCCAGACACAAUAACCGUGACCCGCACAACCCCCGCAAAUGCGACAACCAAAACCCUCGACCUAGGGAGUCCGGCGCACUCCAAUAACAAGAGUCAUACCACAGUGAUAACCCUCCAAAUCCCAGCACAAGAUCAUCUAUCCUUCGUCCUGGGCUUCGAAGCUUCAUAUCCAGACUCCCGACCCACGGUACUGGGAACAGCAUCGACCGCCGCACGCGGGGAAGGCAAGAUCGCCGUCGAUGUAUUGGAGGAAAUCAUACAACGGACCUGGCAGGCCGGCGCCGUGUGUCUAUUCGAUGUAAUCAGCGAAGCCGUCGAUAUUUUCCCGGAAUUGAGUCUCGGGGAUAAUGAUGUCGACACAUCUACUCAGACACCAACUGUCGACACGUCGACCGCCACAGACGCCUUUGAAACCAUGUCCCUGCGCGACGCAUUCGGCCUCGAUGCCCCGCCCGAAUGGAUCCUCUCAGACGUUGUCAGCGAGAAGAAAUCAGUAUUCGUGGGCCGCGUGGCACGCGUUACGUGUCUUGCGCAGGCGCAGGCUUUUAUUGAUCAUCUUACCGCUACGGAUCGGAAGGUUGCGGCCGCGACGCAUAAUAUUAGUGCUUGGCGCAUUCGGCAGAGGAAGGAUGGGGAGGGGGAGGGUGGGGAGACUGUUGUUCAGGAUUAUGAUGAUGAUGGGGAGACUGCUGCUGGGGGCCGACUAUUGCAUGUUAUGCAGUUGAUGGAUGUGUGGAAUGUUGUGGUUGUUGUUACAAGGUGGUAUGGGGGUAUUCAACUCGGUCCGGCGCGGUUCCGGCUCAUCAAUGAUGUUGGUCGGGAUGCUUUGGUGAAGGGCGGGUUUACUAAGGAGAAGGAGGAGACUGCGGCGGAGAAAGGAAAGAAGAAGGGCAAGAAAUGA